Molecule: messenger RNA, 3114 nt
Organism: Puntigrus tetrazona (Sumatra barb)
Lineage: Eukaryota; Metazoa; Chordata; Actinopteri; Cypriniformes; Cyprinidae
Product: olfactory receptor 4F6-like
Exons: 2
Coding region: 1121-2038 (305 amino acids)
Biological process (GO): G protein-coupled receptor signaling pathway
Cellular component (GO): membrane
Molecular function (GO): G protein-coupled receptor activity
Source: RefSeq, a predicted model, not a curated record
GAUUGGUUGUUUGAACUUUUUACGUUUUCUAAAUGAAACGCGCCAUUUCGUAGGAACUAAAACGCAACAAUAACAGAAAAAUAAGUGUUUAUUUCUUUGUUUUUAAAAAUGAGUGUGCGUCCAGCUUCAAGGGAAGCAUUAGGGUUUUUGUUCUUUACUAAGUCACAAAGCAGCGCAUCCAGCCUUUCAUAUAGGCAUGCCAUGUUAUAUAAAUGCAACUUAAAUAUAGCACCGAUAUUAGUUAUUGCACCGAUGAUAUAAUCAGUGUUGCAUAUUCAUUGCAAUAUACAAACAGACAUGUGUAACAUAUUUGGACAUUUUUUGCUGCUGUUUUCGUGUCCCAUGUGCUUCGUGUUAAUGGUCUCAUUAUGUUCAGGUGUGUCUAGUUAAUUUAGUAAUUUAGUAAAAUGCGUGUUCCGGUUUGCUUCCGUUAAAUCGUCCGCUGUCGUCUUUAAUCUGCCUGCUUUAUUAGCUGUUCUCGUGUGGGAGAUGAAAAGCGCUCCUUCCCUCAGCCACGCCGUGACAACAUGUCAGGAAGAGAAAGAAAAAAACAUAAAACUCAUAACUCUAAUAAGCUUGAAUUUCACGUAAAAAAUAGACAAUGGUACAGUAAAGUACAGUGACAGUAAGUUCCCCUGCAAUAUGGUGAAAACUGUAUUUGACAUUUAAACCAUUUUUGGAAUUAAAAAAAAAACAUAUAAUUUACUGUGAAUAACUAACUAAUUCCCAGAAUAUCCUGCCCUUCAAUGUUUUUUUAAAAAAAUAAUUUCUUCUCGUUUUUCUUCUUAUCAGUUUAGGGUUGUAUGUUACAUCUAAUGUUGUUUACUGCAAAAUCCUCGUGCGAAUAAAAACAAAAAAUGACAUUCAUCGAACCAAAAAUAAAUAAAUUAAGUUUUAACUUGCGCUCCCCUGCAAUUCAGUAUAUUUUAAAGUGGUUUGUCACAUCACUUACAGACCUCUCCAUAUUCUGCGUAAAAAGGUAAAAAAAAAAAAAAAAAAAACUAGUGCAGGCGAUUCCCAUCCGUCAAUGUCGAAUUUUAUCUCACGGGACUGAGCCGCAUCUACUUAAACGCCUUAUUACCGGCACCAGUGUCCAAAAGUCUACUAAAGGCGCGUUACGAUGCUCUCCUUUAACCUCACCGUUCCGCUCUCCGUCGACUUCUCGCGUCCCGAAGACUACUUAAUAUUCAUUUUCCACAUCCUGUUCGCUACAGGUUCGGCUCUGCUGGCGGGGUCGGUGGUGGUCGGCAUCGUGAGCACCAGCGCCCUGCGCUCCCAAAACCGCUUCAUCUUCAUGUUAAACACCAGCAUCAGCGACACUUUAACCGGCUGCUCCGUCUUCUACCUAGGCCUGUUCGACGUCCAAGAGGGCUACCCGUCCCGGAACGGCACAUACUACAUUUUGCCGUCGUUCCUGGGGGUGAACGUGCUGACGUUUCUGUUUGCGCAGUUCGACAGAUACCUGGCCGUGUGUCACCCCUUCUUCUACGAGCGGUACAUCACGCGCGGGGUCGUGAUUGGCGUGUGCGCGCUUUGUUGGAUACACACGUACUCGAUUCUAACCGUUCAAAGCGUCGUGCCGGUGGCGUUCGCCGCUCAGAUGAACGCGUUCGGGGUCAUAGCCCUGCAGGUGAUCGUGGCCGUCAAGGUUUUAAUGACCGUCAAGCUCUACAUGAUCACGAGGUACCAGCUCGGCCGAGAAGCGCCCAGCGGCGACAAGAAAGAAUCGCUGCGCACGAUCGUUUUCGUGGUCGUCUGUUUUCUCACCCUGUGGGCCCCGUCUUUCGUGAACAUCUCGGUGAAAUACGUGACCAAGAACGGACUGAAGUUCAAAAACGAGGCCACGAACCUUUUCGCGAUCAUGGCGCGAUUUAACGCGCUCAGCACGCCCGCGCUGUACAUCUGGGGCAGCCCGGCGUUGCGCGCGGCGGUCUGGACCUCCGUGUGGAGCAAAGUGUUCAAGAGGAGAAAGACAAGGGUCGGGUCUGGUCACGUGAAACUCGGCAAGGGAGGAGAGAGGAUCCUCAGCAUCACAUAGCAGCUUGACAGCCUUCGCCUUGACAGGAUUGUUGGAGAAAAUGGCAAAAAAAAUGUUGUCUUAUGAUUUUCGAAGAACGUCUGAAUCGAUUAGGUUUAUUUGUGACGUUUAUGGUUCAUAUCACUCUUAAAAAUUAAGUUUUUAUUGGCAUCGGUGGUUCCACAAAGAACCUUUUCAUUCCACAAAAGCUUUACAAUAGGUUUUGAUUAUUCGAUUAUUACUCACAUUAGGAAAAAACGGUCCUUUUUUACGAACCGUUUACCUAAAGGUUUCAUGGGGAACCAAAACUGGUUCUUCUAUGGCAGGGGCCGUCGAACCUGAUCCCGAAGCCCUUUUCUCCUUGUUCUGCGGCAUCACCGUGAAAAACUGCUUUUUAAAGCAUCGCGACCAUCAUCAAGCCUCAGAAAAAGGCGCAAGAUUCACAGAACGACAUGCAUAACCUCAGAAAAGAGUUUUGUUCAGAUUAAUCUCGAUUCGUCGCGUGCUUUUUGGGGCUUCGGCUGUGCAGAAAAGGUCAGAAUGUCCUCUAGAUAAUAUAGCCCAUCGCAUUUAGUUUUUCCAAAAUGAACACAAACUAAAUCGCAAUGUUCUAUAUGAAAGGAAUAUAAAUAAAUGUAAUGCAUCUAAACAUUUUAUCAAUUACAAAUAUUAUGAUUUAUUUCUUAAUUCAUCCCAAAAAAAAAAAAAAAAAAAAAAAAAAAAUCACAAGCCUUUGUAAAUUUUUUUCCUUCUAAAUACGCUGUUGGUAACCUCUUCUUCCUUAAUGUUUUGUUACUCUUAUUUUAAAAUUUAUAGGUUUAUAAAUCGUUGAAAACAUUCCUUAACUGAAUCAACAAAAAAAUAAAAGUUUUUUUUUCCCCCAGACAAACAGAAUAGUAAGACCACAAUUACAUCCUAAACUUUAUUGGACUGUUUUAAUAAAACUUUUUUUAAAAAUAUUCUCCGAUAUAAAGAUGACUAAAUACUGUAACUGAAGAGGUUAACAGCAUCAUAUCAGUGUUUAUUCAAAAAAUUAAAAAAAAAAAAAAAAAAAAAAAAAAAAAAAAAAAAGGAAACCGGAGGAUUAAAAAUAAAAA